Messenger RNA from Diachasma alloeum, 2752 nucleotides. RefSeq names its product transcription initiation factor IIA subunit 1 (gene TfIIA-L). The record is from RefSeq and is a predicted model, not a curated record. Bases 167 to 1246 code for a protein of 359 amino acids. The transcript has 6 exons. Gene Ontology annotation, biological process: transcription initiation at RNA polymerase II promoter; transcription by RNA polymerase II. NCBI's taxonomy places the organism in Eukaryota, Metazoa, Arthropoda, Insecta, Hymenoptera, Braconidae. Gene Ontology annotation, cellular component: transcription factor TFIIA complex.
UUCGUGUGUGUUCGGUGCCAGCAGUGGAAUGGGAGCUGUUUGAGAAAGUAUAAAAGACCAGGAGCGACGCAGCAGUAGUUCGGUUUACGUGGGGCUAACAUCCAUUGUACGUGAUUAAUUGGUAUUGUUCUUCUCACGAGUGAUUGACAAUACUAAUUAUCCGGCAAUGGCCCUUAGCCAAACAAGUGUGUUGAAACUCUACAGCACUGUGAUAGAGGAUGUCAUUGCGGGAGUCAGAGAUUCAUUUUUAGACGAGGGAGUUGAUGAGCAAGUGCUUUUAGAACUCAAGCAAGUAUGGGAGCAGAAGUUGAUGCAAACAAAAGCUGUGGAGGUUAAUCCAGAACCUCCUGAACCACAACCACCUCAGAUGCCUACACCUAAAAAUACAACUGCUAGUAAAGCUGCAAAUAUUGGUAAUCACUUCGCGCAACAACAAACAUCAGCAGCAGCAAACCAAGCACAAUCACAACAGCAGAAUCAACAGCAUCAGCAAGCACCAGUUCCCCAGCCAAUUCGUGCAGCUGUACCACAGCAUCAAAAUGUUCAACAGACCCCACCAGCCCAACAGGUGAUAGCAGCACCAGCUGCGUUGUUCGAUCGUCCAGUUCCCAUUCAGAUAACUCUGCCUGGCAACCCAGCGACUGGAGAUGGCAAACCCAAAAUUCUGACAAUUCAGGUGCCAGCUUCAGCUAUUCAGGGUAAUCAGUUGCAUACAAUCCUCACUGGGCCCGUUAUCACUGCGGCCAUGGGCUUUCCUACAGAUGUGGCUUCGCGAUUGCUGCAGCAACAUGUCGAUAAGACUCUUCAAGGUCAGGCAGCUCUUGCCCCUAUGGAUAUUAAUCAACCAUUGCAGGUUAUUCAAGGAACAACUAAUGUGCAAUUGCCUACCCAGAAUCAGGCUCAGGGAAAUAUUGCUCAGUUGGAUGGACCUCAUGUAGAUACGUCGGACGAUGACGAUGAGGAUGAGGAGGAUGACAAUGACGACGAUGACGACUUGGAUGACGACAAGGACGCGGAGGAAGAUGAUGAUGCUGGUGCACGUGAAGAGGAGCCACUGAAUUCAGAGGACGAUGUCACGGAUGACGAUCCCACAGAUCUGUUCGACACGGAUAAUGUAGUGGUGUGUCAAUAUGACAAGAUAACGAGGAGUAGAAAUAAAUGGAAAUUCUACCUCAAAGAUGGAAUCAUGAGUCUGAGUGGCAAGGAUUAUGUUUUCCAAAAAGCCAAUGGUGACGCUGAAUGGUGAAAUCGUUAUCCGGAGUAAUUAAAAUUCAUUAAGGAAAUAAGAUAAUUUAAAUAAGUAGAAAGACUGGUCAUCUCUGGCCAUUUUUUCGUCGUCGACAGAGGGGUCUAAUUCUUGCAUAUCGCGUGGGGUUUGACCGAUAUAUUUCGACAGAAUGGAAGAAAAAAACGAUUUAAUAAAAAGGAAGAAACUAUUGAAAAAGAAAUGUUCUCAUGACACAAAAUAACAAAACGAACCACUAAAUUGGUCAUCUGCGUGUUUUUGGUUCAUUUAUAGAAAAAAAAAAUAGAAAAAUUAAUUAGGUGAUGGAUUUUAGGGGGUGAGUGUUCCUUGCAGGGUGGUUAAUCACCAGCUGUUAAUUAUGUUUUUGUUUCAUUUCAUUCACUCCUUUGUUUCUUCUAAAUGUUGAGAGUGUCUGACUUACUAGCUGAAUCUUUUGUGUAUUUGAUGAGAUAUAAAAUUGUAUCGCUUGUUCAAAGAAGUCGAUAUUUUUCUCAUCUCGCUUGAGUUACACAGGCAUGGACAUAGCGAAUGCGUGAAUGGAGGAUGAGAAAAUAUGAAAUAAUGAGAAUAACUGACUAACAGUCUUUAAAAAGUUACAAUUGUAUCGUGAAGUGGUGAAACUUGAGUAGUGAAAUUCAAUUGCGUAAGGUAUAUGUGAAGUUAUAUGUCUAUAUUUUCUGUCGGUAAUGAAUGAAUUUAGGGAUACUUGCCUGGAAAACAUCGGUAGAUUAUGACAUUUCCUAUGGCACAAUUCCCUUUCACCUAAAAUUACUCAUUACUAAACUGGAAGGACAAAAUUCGCUGACAUUACCCCAUAAUCCCACCCAAUAUGUUGGGAUCUCCCACCAGAAUCUUAAAAAUUUUCAAUAUUUUACCACUUCACACCUCAGUACAACUCCAUUCACCGUUUGGCAUCUUUCAGAUGUUUUCAAAUAGUGUCUAAUCUCCCAUCUUGAACGAAUGAAGAAAAAAAAGGCCAAAUAUCUAUGUAAGCAGCGGGAUUAUUCGUGCCUAAACUGCAUUGAUUACUGUAAAUAAUUUCUAGAAAUAUAAAAGAAGAUAUUAAGCCAAAAAAAAAACUAAUGGAAAAUUGAAUGAUAAUCCCAAUAAUUCGCUGAAGAAAAAAAUCAAUUUCAAUUAGCAAUUUGUACAUCAUUAUGCGAGAGCUUUAAGAAAUACACGUGUCUUAUAAUGCUAUCAUAAAAGUAACAAAGUCUCGAGCGAUCAUUAUUGAUCAGUUGUCAUCAAUUACCUAAUGAAAAUCUGUUCCUCCUGAACAAAAGAAUAAUCUCCAAAGAUGAGACAGAAUUUUCUAUUUUUUUCGACAAAUUGACAAUUUAAUGUUUGUUCAAUAACGAAAUCGACUAAUGAUUAAUUAAUUGAUUUAUCAAUGAAUUGAUUAAAUUAGCUAAAAUGACUAUUGAUUGAGGGCCAUGUACUAUCCUUUCAUAUGUGAGGAUAAUUAUUUUAAUAAAUUUAUUGAAUGGCACUGGCGCCGGAAAUAAU